GGAAAAGAGAGGCAAGAAGCCAGCAGGGAAUGAACAGAAUGCAGGGCACAAGGAUCGGAUUUGGGGGAGUAAAACCAAAAAGGCAAGCCCACAGAGGCGCCAGCAGGACAUGACAUCCACUCAGUCACCCUACAAAGGACUCCACAUGUCUCAAAUGGACUUAAGGGAAACAGAAAGUGGGCCACCCAGUGAAGGAGGUCGAAGGCUAGAGGUCCCAUCAAUGAAGAUGCAGGACCGCCAGAGUCUACCUGAGAUCAUCAUUACAACCAAAGAUGACUACCAGCCACAUUCCCCCAACCAAACACCCAGUUCUGACAAGAAUCACCCGAAGUCUGAGGCCAAGGGCGCCUUUGGUGGUGGUGAGGAGACCAGUGGUGCGCAUCACAAGGAUGGUGUCCAUAACUGCCCUCACAAGAAGACCCAGAGCAUCGGUCGUAGGCUGGUCCGCCGAAGGGCGCUGUUUGAGAGGAGGCAGAGGCUGAAUGACUGUGCACUCGCUGUGGGGAUGUUUGGAGUGGUGGUCAUGAUCACCGAGAUAGAGCUCUCCUGGAGCGUCUACAGUAAGAGCUCUAUAUACUCUAUGGUUAUGAAGUCUGUUAUCAGUCUGUCCUCUCUCAUCCUGCUGGGUCUGGUCAUUGCCUACCACAUCUGUGAGGUGCAGCUCUACAUCCAUGACAACGGAUCAGAGGACUGGCAAAUUGCCAUGACAACGGAGCGGGUGAGCCUGAUCGCCCUUGAGCUGUUUGUUGCGGCGGUGCACCCGUUCCCAGUGGGUCUCCCAUUGACAUGGCAAGCCAUGUCCCCCACGCUGUCAGAGACAGAGCUGGAGAUCGUGCUGGCUCUACCCAUGUUCCUGCGACUCUACCUCCUGGGUCGUGCCUUGAUGCUGCACAGCCGACUCUACACAGACACCGCCUCGCGCAGCAUUGGCGCCCUCAACAAGAUCCACUUCAACAGCCGUUUUGUGGUCAAAACCCUGAUGACCAUCUACCCUGGCACUGUGUUGAUGAUCUUCAGCGUCUCUCUGUGGCUAGUUGCUGCCUGGGGCCUACAUGUCUGUGAGAGACACCACAACUAUAAGGACCUGAGCAGUAACUACAUGGAGGCCCUGUGGAUGGUCUCGGUCACCUUCUUGUCCAUUGGUUACGGGGAUGUUGUUCCCCACACCUACUGUGGCCGCAGCAUCUGUCUACUCACUGGCAUCAUGGGGGCUGGUUGCACAGUGCUGGUGGUUGCUGUGGUUGCCAGGAAACUGGAGCUGACUAGGGCAGAGAAACAUGUCCACAACUUCAUGAUGGACUCCCACUUUACAAAAGGGAUAAAAAUUGCUGCAGCAAAUGUACUGAGAGAGACUUGGAUGAUCUACAAACACACCAAGCUUGCCAGGAAGAGAGACCACUGCAGAGUACGCAUGCACCAGAGGAAGCUGCUACUCGCCAUCCACAAGCUGCGUGAUGUGAAGAUGGAGAGGAGGAAGUUGGCUGACCAGGCCAACACGCUUGUGGAUCUCUGCAAGAUGCAGAAUCUGAUGUAUGACAUGCUGUCCGAGGUGAGUGGAUUACGAGGGGACCUGGAAACACACAUAAACAGUCUGCAGCAGAAUGUGGAGGAGCUGAGAGAAGGCUUCAGGACCCUGAUACCCCUCCUCUCCAGUACCCUCUCCACACAGAACUCUUGCAUCCGCCACCUGCUAAGGGAGAGGGAAGAGCAGGCAGACACGGAGAAUGGGAGGACAGAAUAGGAAAUCCAGGAAAGCAGAACAUCAGACAGCAAGGAAGAGAGGGGAGCAGACAGGACAGAGCGCGAACACAGGAGAAGAUAGAGGUGAGGCCCACACAAGACAAACAUGGCAUAUUCCUCUC
Messenger RNA from Oncorhynchus gorbuscha (pink salmon), 1862 nucleotides. Its product is annotated as small conductance calcium-activated potassium channel protein 3-like. Gene Ontology annotation, cellular component: plasma membrane; neuronal cell body; neuron projection. Gene Ontology annotation, biological process: potassium ion transmembrane transport. The transcript is spliced from 10 exons. Gene Ontology annotation, molecular function: calmodulin binding; small conductance calcium-activated potassium channel activity. Lineage: Eukaryota; Metazoa; Chordata; Actinopteri; Salmoniformes; Salmonidae. The coding region runs from base 110 to 1741 and encodes 543 amino acids. The record is from RefSeq and is a predicted model, not a curated record.